Molecule: messenger RNA, 1392 nt
Organism: Diplodia corticola
Lineage: Eukaryota; Fungi; Ascomycota; Dothideomycetes; Botryosphaeriales; Botryosphaeriaceae
Product: cytidine and deoxycytidylate deaminase
Exons: 3
Coding region: 1-1392 (463 amino acids)
Molecular function (GO): catalytic activity
Source: RefSeq, a predicted model, not a curated record
AUGACCAGGUCCGACCAUUACCUCUCCCUUUGCCUCUCGCAGGCCGCGCUCUCGCCACUCCGCUACCGCCACGGUUGCAUCAUCGUCCGCGGCGGCAAGGUCAUCGGCACUGGCCACAACGACUACCGCCCGGGCUACAACGGCGGCACAGCCCUCAAGACGGGCGCCUUGCCCAAGAGGCAGCAGCAGCAGCACCGCCCUACCAGCCAUCCCCCCAAGCGAAAGCCCAAGCACGGCAUCAAGCAUGACCACCAUCCCUUGACGUCGCCGCCGUCGUCCAUUCCACAGCAGCAGCAGCAGAAGCAGCAGCGAUUCACCACCCGCAACAACGGUUUCACGCCAUUCGAGGAAGUGAGCGGCGGUUACGGAAACGCACCGUUCAGCAUGCACUCGGAGAUGAUGGCGGUGAUGGACGCAGCGAGACGACUGUGCCGCGACGCGCCGACGCGCAGGGCGCUGGAGGGCGAAAAAGUACCGCGCACCAAGGCACCGCGUCCUGGUGCGGGCAAAAAACGAAGCAGUGGCGGGAUGCGUCUCUCGCGCGGCGUCGAGCGUGGGGGGUUCAAGUUCAAUGGGGCAGUGGGGGAGGGUGGGGAUGGCGGGGGUGGGCGGGGGGGGUGGAAGGGGGGUCAGGGGCGAGUGGCGUCUGAUGAGCCUGGGCAUGGGAAGGGCGAUGCCGCUGAGAGUAAGGGGAAGGGAAUAACGGGCAAGACUACUACUAACAAUAAGCCGGAGCUGAGUGCAACAAAAUUGGGUGGAACGCAUUCAAACAAGCGCACUACUGCCACCUCCCUAAACCAGCCCGCGGGCCUCAAACGCCAUGCCGUUCUUCUCUCAAAGAGCCAGACCGGCAUUGCUGCGUCCCCUUCCUUCACGGUCCGAGACCGCAUGAAGCACCGUUGUCUCGUCGGCGCGGACUUGUACGUCGCACGCCUCGGUAACCACCCUGCGUCGCUUCCCGCUUCGUCCAUGAAGCUCGGGAGCCUUUCUGAGGAGCCUUUGAUUUGUGUAGAGGAGGAGGAAGAGGAUGAGGUCGAGCUUGCGCGACCGCUACGGACGGGUUCGUUGCAUGAUGAGUUGACGAACAAGACUACAACGAUAUCGACAACGGCAGAGAAAGCGCAGAGGGAAGCGUCACUCGACAGACGCAACGUGGUGGCAUCGAAGCCGUGCUAUAGAUGCGUGAACUUCAUGCACAAUGCCGGUAUCAAGCGGGUGUUCUGGACGAACGAUGAAGGAAGGUGGGAGGGGGCGAAGGUGAGGGAUUUGGUUGAUCAGUUGGACGGGGUGGAAUGCCAGAAUGGUUGUACGGGUGAAGAGGAGAGUGGCGGUGGGGUUUAUGUCACGAGGCACGAAGUGCUUAGGUUGAGGAGGAUGCUUGGGGAACAUUGA